AGUUUGCCUUCACUACCGUGCACAUCGACGUGUCAAAAAGUAAAAGUCUGGGUUUUAUGUACUUUGUUCUGCUUUUAUUUAGAAAAGAAUAAGUAUUUAUAAAUAAUUGUGAAAACUAAAAAUUGCAAGGGAACACGGGCUAGUACGGCAAAAAUAUGGUUUUGGCAGAUUUAGGACGGAAGAUCACCUCAGCGAUCCAAUCGCUGAGUAAGGCGACAGUAAUCAAUGAGGAGGCUCUCAACUCAAUGCUGAAAGAAAUAUGCGCAGCCUUGCUUGAGGCUGAUGUGAAUAUUCGUCUGGUGAAGCAAUUACGCGAGAAUGUGAGAGCUGUUAUUGAUUUCGACGAGAUGGCAGGUGGAUUGAAUAAGCGACGUAUGAUACAGUCUGCCGUUUUUAAGGAAUUGAUCAAAUUGGUCGAUCCAGGUGUAAAGCCAUAUCAACCUGUGAAGGGGCGUGCCAAUGUUAUAAUGUUCGUCGGCCUACAAGGUUCCGGCAAGACAACAACGUGUACCAAGCUAGCCUAUCACUACCAAAAACGCAACUGGAAAUCUUGUCUUGUGUGCGCCGAUACUUUUCGAGCUGGUGCUUAUGAUCAAAUUAAGCAGAAUGCCACAAAAGCGCGUAUUCCAUUCUACGGCAGUUACACUGAAAUCGAUCCUGUCGUUAUAGCGCAGGAAGGUGUUGAAAUGUUUAAACGAGAAGGCUUUGAAAUCAUCAUCGUCGAUACUUCGGGUCGUCACAAACAAGAGGAGUCUUUGUUCGAAGAGAUGUUGGCUGUUUCUAGAGCCGUCUCUCCAGAUAACAUAAUAUUCGUGAUGGAUGCCACUAUUGGACAGGCUUGUGAAGCUCAAGCGAAAGCUUUCAAGGACAAGGUCAACAUUGGUUCAGUUAUAAUUACCAAGCUGGACGGUCAUGCAAAGGGUGGCGGUGCACUUUCGGCUGUUGCAUCAACUAACUCGCCAAUUAUUUUCAUUGGUACUGGAGAACAUAUCGAUGACUUGGAACCAUUUAAAACUAAACCAUUUAUAAGUAAACUUCUUGGAAUGGGCGAUAUCGAGGGAUUGAUUGACAAGGUCAAUGAACUUAAACUGGACGGCAACGAAGAGCUUCUUGAAAAGAUCAAACACGGUCAAUUCACAAUACGCGAUAUGUACGAACAGUUUCAGAAUAUCAUGAAAAUGGGACCUUUUUCACAAAUAAUGGGAAUGAUUCCGGGAUUUUCACAAGACUUUAUGACCAAAGGUGGUGAACAAGAAUCAAUGGCACGGAUAAAACGUAUGAUGACUAUGAUGGAUAGUAUGUCUGAUGGAGAGCUAGAUAAUCGCGACGGCGUAAAAUUAUUUACAAAACAACCGACACGAUACGUUCGUGUUGCACAGGGUGCUGGUGUGCUCGAGAAGGAAGUUCGCGAUCUAAUAUCUCAUUAUACGAAAUUUGCCGCAGUGGUGAAAAAAAUGGGUGGAGUUAAGGGCCUCUUCAAGCAAGGUGACAUGACGAAAAACGUAAAUCCCACGCAAAUGGCAAAAUUAAAUCAACAAAUGGCGAAAAUGAUUGAUCCGCGUAUGUUGCAGCAAAUGGGAGGAGUUGGUGGACUGCAAAAUAUGAUGAGGCAGCUGCAGCAAGGAGCGGCUGGCGGUCUCGGCGGAUUGGGAAAUUUAAUGGGUGGUUUUGGUGGAAAAUGAGAGCGGCAAUCAGUGAGAAAAUUUUUAGAUUCUAGCGAAACUAUUUGUUAAGAAAGAGGGUAAGCAAAUAAGGUCCGAGCUGAUGAUGUGGGAAACAUAAAAUACGUUAAGCACAUCUGCUUUUCUUGUUGCUGCGAUAGUUUUUCUUGUGUUUUUCUAUUGAACAUAUUUUUUCGAUUGUUUAUUACGUACAUAUGUAAAUUUUAUGUUAUUUAAAUCGAAGCGAUUGAGGACCAAACCUAGCACAUAAAGUGGCAUAAAAUUAUGCCCACUCUCAAGAUGUGCUCUUUUUGUAUUGAUGCCAAUAAAUUAUUAAGAACCACAAAAAAACGUGUUUGAGCAAAAAGGAAGUACGCAAAUCAAGCUUAUUGAUUGCCUUAUAUUCAGUCCUCAUCGGAAAAAAAAUCUUUAACAUACAUAUACCCUAGGUUAAGUUGUAUUGCAGAUUCUUCGAAUCAUAGAGGUUGCAUGAUUAAUAAAAAAAUAAACGAGACGAAAUAUAUAGUUACAUACAUAUA
Rhagoletis pomonella (apple maggot) is the source of this 2200-nucleotide messenger RNA. RefSeq names its product signal recognition particle 54 kDa protein (gene Srp54k). The record is from RefSeq and is a predicted model, not a curated record. Gene Ontology annotation, biological process: SRP-dependent cotranslational protein targeting to membrane; SRP-dependent cotranslational protein targeting to membrane, translocation. The transcript is spliced from 2 exons. The coding region runs from base 156 to 1682 and encodes 508 amino acids. NCBI's taxonomy places the organism in Eukaryota, Metazoa, Arthropoda, Insecta, Diptera, Tephritidae. Gene Ontology annotation, molecular function: endoplasmic reticulum signal sequence receptor activity; GTPase activity; ATP hydrolysis activity. Gene Ontology annotation, cellular component: cytosol; signal recognition particle, endoplasmic reticulum targeting.